Homalodisca vitripennis (glassy-winged sharpshooter) is the source of this 14810-nucleotide messenger RNA. RefSeq names its product dynein axonemal heavy chain 10 (gene Dhc98D). The record is from RefSeq and is a predicted model, not a curated record. NCBI's taxonomy places the organism in Eukaryota, Metazoa, Arthropoda, Insecta, Hemiptera, Cicadellidae. Gene Ontology annotation, biological process: microtubule-based movement. The coding region runs from base 116 to 14734 and encodes 4872 amino acids. Gene Ontology annotation, cellular component: dynein complex. The transcript is spliced from 83 exons. Gene Ontology annotation, molecular function: ATP binding; dynein intermediate chain binding; dynein light intermediate chain binding.
UUUCAGUUAUCAUUAUCGCAGAUUUUCACUUAUGAAACUGAAUAGUGAGUAAUGUGCAUAAUGUUACGGUUAGAUUUCAAUUAGGUAACUGAACAAUGGACAAACACAUCUAAAGAUGGUUGAUUAUAGAAAAGAAUGGAUUAAAAACAGAGUACUUACGUUUUUAGAUGAAAAGGAUGAGACAUUGUUUGAUCAAAUGUGUGCAAGGCAUGGAAACAAGAUUGGGAGAAGGUUAACCGACUAUUUGGAGGAGAGAAUAGUAUCAACUUAUAGCUUGGACAGGAAACUCUUUGUUGUUUAUAAAACUUAUUAUGAUAAGGUUGUCCAUGAGGAAGUAUUAGUUGCAGAGGAAGUAAAAAGAGCUCCACCUCCUCCAGUUGAAAUAGAACCUGAGCCUGAGGAUGAGCCAACUUCUCCUGCAACAAAAAAGAAAAAAGGAAAAAAGAGCAAAACUGGGGUAUUAGGAAAAGCAAAACCAAAAAGGAAAUUAUCAAAAGAUUCUCAGUCACCAGAAGAGGAAGAUGAUAAAAAAGAGAAUGUUGAUGAAAAACCAAACCAAACCAAUGGUGAAAGUAAACCUACUGAAGAAACAGCUGAAGAUGAACCAGCAGCUGAGGCCGAGGAAAGUACAAACAAGGAGGAUAAAACUGUUACCAUAGUUGAUGAUAAAAGUGAACUGGAUGAAAAGAAGUCAGGAAAAAAGGGUAAAAAACAGAAGAAAAAGGGACGGAAGAGUCCACCAACAGUUAUGGAAACAUUACCGACAACAGAAGAAGAAGUUCCCCCUCCGGAGCCGGAAAUUAUAUAUGUUAAGAAAAUACUAGAGAAAGUGGUGAAGACUCCUCAGUUUCAUGGAUAUUUCGGAACUUUGACAAAAUAUGAUGUCCAUAAACGUCACAGAUUUGUCUACUUCAUAAGGAAGACUUCAGAUGGAAUUCCAUGUCCAGAUAUGCUACAGGAGGCAUACUCUGAGAUGCCUGGACACUUCCAGCUAGGGUGCACUAUGCCAGAUAUGCUAGAUAGUGUAAUUCACUUCAUUCCCGGUGUGUGCGUUCCUCUAGUAACACAUCAGUUCAUGGAGCCACACAUGGAGGAGGGGGGUGACGAUAGUCUACAGGAGGCAGAACGCAAGGGUCCACCUGUGCAGACAGUGUUCAACACCCCUUCAGACUACAGACAGAUGGCAUUAGACAUCAAGCGAGAGUUAGAGCGGGAGGAGGGUUGUCAGGUGGACGAGAAGGAUGACGAUGAACCAGGGAUUGACUUGGACAUGCUACUGCGGCAAAGAGAGCACAUGACAAGAGACUCUUCGGUGAGUGGAGCUGAAGUGGUGGUGUACUCAGCCUUGCCCCCCGUACAGUCCUCAUCUAAUGUUACUCUUGGCACGACCAUAUCUGAGCAAGAAGUCAUAAAACAGGGUUUGCUGUCAGAUCUUCACAAGUUACUCGAUGCGUCCUACUGGACAAAUGAGCACAUCUCAGGCAGUACAAUGCUGACCAUACCUCACCUGCCAGAACUAGUUCCAGGGCAUUCUAUAAGUCAAUUGGCAGCAGACACAAGCCUCACUGAGAGUUAUGAGAAAUUGGUUACUGAGUGGGAGCACCAGAUAUACGAUGCCCUGAGAGUGUUUACUUCCAAGAAACCCGGAGAUGAGGGCCCAAUAGCAGAGUAUGAAUAUUGGCAUGAGAGAGAGAUAGGCCUGGGAGUGUUGGUGGAGCAGCUGAAACACAACUCAGUCACAGCAGUCAUCAAUGUCCUGAACUUCACUCAGUCACCAAAGGGUGUGGCCUUUAAUGAGAUCAAAGCAGAUGUUCUGCGGUCGUACAUUGAAGCCAGGGACAAUGACAAGUUCCUUUACACUGUUCUUCGAUACUUCAAGACUUUGACAGAAACAGAAAAUUUUCAAGAGAUGAGUGAAUGCCUGCCACCACUUUUUGAGGGUCUCCAGAUGAUUUGGAUACUGUCCCGCUAUUUCUCCAACGAUGGGGCGAUGGUACCGCUGCUGCAGCGCAUCAAGUUUGUGCUCUGCACCCAAGUCAGAGAGUCACUCGCUGUCAGCUCCCUCUUUAAACAAUCACUCUCCCGGGUGAUGAAGAAGACCCAAGGUGCAGUGAAGAUGCUUCAGCAGUGGAAGACAUCGUACCUAGAGACCAGGAUGAGAAUAGAAGCCUCAGCUAAAAGCCAUCGCUGGGAAUUUGAUAAACGGAAGCUCUUCGCUGAGACAGACUACAUGGCAUCUGUGGCCCAGAACCUAAACAAUGUUGCCAAUGUGAUACAAGAGUUUUACAACAUAUUUGGUCCUGAGCUGAAGUCCAUUAUCAGUGACCCAGGGCAGAUAGAUGCUGUAGUGAAGCGGGUCGAAGCCCUGACCCUGCCAAUAGAAGAGGCAGACUUUGACAUUUUCUCUCACGAAUUUGCAGAGCACUGGGAUGCCAUCAUGGCUGGCUUUAAUCAGGAAGUGGUUAGCUUAGAGAAUGAGGCCAAGUACUUCAUCAAUGACUCAUUCACCUUGUUGAGAUCAUCAGAAGAAGCUCUUGAAAUUUUAUUGAAAUUCAAACACAUCAAGACAAGGGAAGCAAUUCAAAAGCAGUUAAUGAAAAAGUUUGACCCAAUUUUGGACCAGUUUACCAAAGAAGUUGCUACUGUUGAAAGAAUCUUCACUAAAGGAAAAAGACACCCACCACUUUUGAGAGACUAUCCUCCUAUAGCUGGAGCCAUCACCUGGGAGAGACAGCUUUACUAUCGGCUCAAGAAACCUGUCUUGAUUUUUCAAAAUGUUAAAGAAUUUGACAAUUCCGAUCUUAAACAAAUUGCAUUUGAUGAAUAUUUGACACUUGCCAAACAGAUGAGAGCAUAUGAGAACCUAAAAUAUAAUCAAUGGAUUGAUAAAUCAGUACCAAUUGUUGCAAAUACAUUAAAGGAAAAUGUAAUAAAGUUGAUACCUCUCGAAAAACUCCUCGAUUAUGAAAAGGGAGAUUCCAAAACGUUUGUGCCCCCCAAAAAAGCUGGAAUGAAAACACUACUGAAAUCAAAAAUGGGCAAGAAAACAUUUUCAGAAGUAGCAUCUUCUUCGGUGAUCACGUCAAGUCAAAUGUCAACAAAUUCUUCAUCAAAGGAUGGUCUUGGGAUGGGAGCAUUAGCAAUGACUCUUAAGUGGGUUGCCAAAAACCGGCAGAAGUCUCUUCCACCACUGGAUGCCUCCACCUCCAAACACGACCCCAUUGCUGAAGUUUUCACCAAACCAUGGUCAGAGUUUGUUGGCAAUGCCAUGUUGGCUGAGAAGAAACUCAGUAUCAAGGUGAACUUUGAACUGGACAUGCUGGAGAUCAUUGCAGAGGCUGAGCUGCUGGAGACGCUUGGGUUCGCUUUGCCCAAUACCCUUCUGACUGUGACCACACAGAAGGAACGGAUACAUGCCAAACUGGAUGCUCUCAACAAGAUGGUUACUGAGUACACUUCACUUGUUGACAGCCUCGAUACACCCCAGUUACUGUUCUUGAAAGAACAUCUGCGAGAGGUGGAGAAGCACAUCCAGCCAGGACUUACACGCUACACCUGGCUGUCAUUGGGUAUCGAGGAUUACGCCAAGGAUGCUCUCAACAAGCUGCGCAAUGUAACUUCUCGUGUCAAUCAGAUGCAGGAUGUCACACUCAAUGUGGACAAGAAGAUACUGAGUCUUGGCACCUUUGAUUUGUUCUCUUUUCCUGAAGUCACUGAUCCUGUACUGAGGUUGCCUUGUAAGGAUUUCUUCUCUCAUGUCGAGCAGCAGCGAGCUGAAAGUAUGACCAAGCUGCUUAUGACAUACAACAUGAUUGGCCCAAUUCUCCGAAAACUAGAGGGUCUGGUACUGCAGACCAGUUCUGGAAAGUCUCCUCUUAUGACAUUCUUCUACAACAGCUGUGAGAAGAAAACAUUCAACACUCUCAUCAAAUUAAUGAUCUCUAACCUAGAGAAGUUUAAUAGGAGUCUCAACUCAAAAUCUGCACUCUUCUCGAUUGAGAGUGUUCUGGCCUCCCCUGAUGUAGUCACCCGUCCUACAGCCUACCAAGUAUACAAUAUGAUUGUCUAUUGCUCCAGGGACUUCUUGGAUAGGUUCAAAAAGAUCCCACGAUGGAUGGAUGGGACAUGUGUUAGAUGUCCCUCUGUCAGAACACCAGCUGGCGAGCACUUGUAUUCAUUUUUUGAUGAUCUGGUGCGUGUUCAGAAAGUCAACGAGCUGGUGACACAAACUCUUGAUACUGCCCAUGCUAUUGGGUCAGAAAUUAAAAAGUACCUUAUCAGAUGGAGGAAGUACAGACACAUCUGGGUGUCAGACAAAGCCUCCAAGGUGGACAAGUUUGCAUUGAAAAAUCCAACUCUACUUCAAUAUGAUGACAACUUCACUUUGUACUCCAAUGUUGUAGAUGAGAUGGACCUGAUGAAACCCUAUAUAGACAUUCACUGUGUUAGGCUGAACCUGAAACCGUUAUUGGAAGAGGUUAGGAAGCAUGCCAAGGAGUGGAAGACUGAACUGGGGUCUCGGCUAGCCAGUAGCACCCGCACUAUCAUGGUCACCUUCCAGAGCAAGAUGACAGAACUGAGAGAGGAAUUAGAGCGUGGGGUAAAUGAGUUAGACUCGUUCAAACGAGUUCUACAGGCAAUUACUGACAUCGGCAACACACUGGUGGACGCAGAGUUGACUUUCCGUGACGUGGAGGAGAGGCAUCACACACUGUGGUUGCAGAGUAUUGAGAUUCCACCGGAGGACUUGGAGCUGUUGGCCCUGCUAAAAGCAGAAUGGACUGCACUUUAUGAUGCAUCUUUGUACCGAAAGCUGACCAUGGAACCAGCCAAGGUUGUGUUUGCUAAGACCACACAAGAGCUGAUUACUGAAUUUGUCAAUGUAUGCGCCCUGUUUGCCAAACGUUUCAAUGAGGAGGGUCCGGGUGCUGAGCAGAAUUCCUUGGAACAAGGGUUUAAUCUCAUGGAGGAAUAUCACACAGAAUUCAUUGAAAUGAAUGCCAAGAAGAAAGAAAUGCUCCAGGCUGAGAAGCUGUUUGACAUUCCCAUGUCAGACUACUCUAGCUAUGACUUAGCUUAUAAGGAUUUCCAGGGCAUGCAACAGAUAUUUACCAUCUACCAGAACCAACAGGCAGCUCGAGACAUAUGGGCCAAAACAUUAUGGGCUAACUUGAACCCUCAAAUAUUACUGGAUGGAAUGGAAGCUUUCAUAAAGGAGUUUAGAAGACUUCCAAAACCCGUAAGGUUGUUGAACCCUGGAAUUCUCCUGGAUAUGCGAAUGAAGGAGUUUAAAAAUUCCAUUCCCCUUUUCAUAGAACUCAAGAACGAGGCCCUUCGGGAGCGACAUUGGAAUGAAUUGAUGGAAAAAACAGGACAGCAUUUUGAUAUGACCGCUGAUCGAUUCACUCUAGAAGCCAUGUUUGCCAUGGAACUCCAUCGGUACCAAGAUAUAUGUGAAGAAAUCAUUGCUAAUGCUGUAAAAGAACUCAGCAUCGAGAAAGGUGUCAGAGAGAUUUCCAACGUCUGGACAACUAUGACUCUGUCUGUGAUGCGUCACACAAAGGGUAGUGAGGACCGAGGCUACAUCUUGGGUGACAUCAGUGAGAUCAUGCUUGCAUUAGAUGACAACAGUAUGAACCUACAGAGCAUGGCAGCAUCCCAAUUUGUUGGUCCAUUCCUUCCGACAGUACAGAAAUGGGAGAAGAAUUUGUCUGUAGUCAGUGAGGUGCUUGAGGAGUGGCUGUCAGUGCAGCGCAAGUGGCUCUACCUGGAAGGAAUAUUUGUGGGUGGAGACAUCCGCACUCAGCUGCCCGAUGAGGCUCGCAAGUUUGAUGAUAUCGACAGGAUAUUCAGGAAGAUAAUGCUGGAGACAGCCAAGAAACCACUGGUACUGGAGCAAUGCCUGGUUCCCGGCAGGGUUAUUGACCUCCAGGGUCUGGUGGCUGGGUUAGACAACUGCCAGAAGUCUCUCAACGACUACCUGGACACCAAGCGAAAUGCUUUUCCUCGCUUCUUCUUCAUAUCAGAUGAUGAACUUUUGUCCAUCUUGGGUAGCAGUGAUCCUAAAUGUGUACAGGAACAUAUAAUCAAGAUGUUUGAUAAUGUGGACAAACUUCGGAUGCUCCCUGAUCAUUUAAAUCGAAUGAGCAUCACCGCAAUGGUGUCCACUGAAGGGGAACUGUUGGAGUUCAAGAACAUCCAAUACGCUGAAGGAAAGGUGGAGACAUGGAUGAGCACCGUUCUUGCUGAGAUGAGAGUCACCAACCGCUUUCUCACCAAGAAGGCAAUAUUUGACUAUGGGAAGGUCAGGAGACCAAGGACAGAUUGGAUAUUGGACUUUCAAGGCAUGAUAUGUCUGGGAGCCGACAAUGUGUGGUGGACAGCUGAGGUUGAAAACGUUUUUGUCAAAAUCAAACAGGGACAAAAGAGAGCUAUGAAGGACUAUUUACUGCAGAUGAACAGACAAUUGGAUGAACUGGUUGUAAAAGUUCGGAGUGAUCUCACAAAAAAUGACCGUAAAAAGUUUAAUGCUCUCCUUAUCAUUGAUGUGCACGCCAGGGAUAUUAUUGAGGGAUUCGUCAGAGACAGUAUAAUGGAAGCAGAAGAAUUUGAGUGGGAAAGUCAGCUGCGAUUUUAUUGGACGAAGAGUGUUGAUAAUCUAACCAUACAACAAUGUUCUGGACAGUUUGACUACGGAUACGAGUAUCUGGGAUUGAGUACACGUCUCGUCAUCACCCCCCUGACUGACAGGAUCUAUUUGACUAUCACCCAGGCCCUGUCCAUGCAGUUGGGAGGUGCUCCAGCAGGUCCUGCUGGGACAGGCAAGACUGAGACUACCAAAGAUCUGGCCAAGGCUAUGGGGCUGCUGUGUAUGGUGACAAACUGUGGGGAGGGCAUGGACUACCUGGCAUUCGGCAAGAUACUCAAUGGUCUGUGUCAGUGUGGGGCUUGGGGUUGCUUUGAUGAGUUCAACCGUAUUGAUAUUUCUGUACUCUCUGUCAUAUCCACCCAGCUGCAGACUAUCCGCUCAGCCCUGUUGCUCAAGGUCAAGAAGUUUGUGUUUGAAGGUCAGCAGAUAGCUCUGGACAACAAAGUGGGUAUCUUCAUCACCAUGAACCCUGGCUAUGCAGGGCGCACAGAACUGCCUGAGUCGGUCAAAGCUCUGUUCCGCCCAGUUGUUUGUAUUGUACCUGAUCUUGAGCUAAUCUGUCUCAUCAUGCUCUUCUCUGAAGGUUUCUUACAAGCAAAGGUGCUGGCUAAGAAGAUGACAGUACUGUACAAGCUAGCAAGUGAGCAACUCUCCAAGCAAAAUCAUUAUGACUUUGGGCUGCGAGCUCUCAAGUCUGUUCUGGUGAUGGCUGGGGAGCUGAAGCGUGGCUCUCCAGACCUGCCUGAGAAUGUGGUGCUCAUGAGAGCUCUCAGAGACAUGAACCUACCCAAGUUUGUGUUCGAUGACGUGCCAUUGUUCCUGGGGCUUAUCAAGGACCUGUUCCCCGGGUUGGAAUGUCCUAGGGUGUGCUAUCCAGACUUCAACUCAGCUGUGGAGAAAGCUCUGGUUGACGCUGGCUACAUUCUUCUGCCUAUUCAGGUGGACAAGAUAGUCCAAAUGUACGAGACGAUGAUGACCCGCCAUUCCACCAUGAUUGUGGGUCCCACAGGUGGCGGGAAGUCUGUGGUAAUACGCACUCUUGCCCAGGCCCAGACUGCUCUUGGCCUACCCACUAGAAUUGUCACACUCAACCCUAAAGCUUGUUCAGUGAUAGAGCUGUAUGGUGUACUGGAUCCAGACACACGGGACUGGACGGACGGUCUGCUCUCUAACAUUUUCCGGGAGUUGAAUAAGCCAACAGACAAGGCCGAGCGCAGAUACAUCUUGUUUGAUGGUGAUGUUGAUGCCCUCUGGAUAGAGAACAUGAACUCUGUCAUGGACGACAACAAGCUAUUAACUUUGGCCAAUGGUGAGCGGAUACGGCUGCUUGCCCAUUGUGCUCUCCUGUUUGAGGUGGGAGAUCUGAGGUAUGCUUCACCUGCCACAGUAUCUCGAGCAGGGAUGGUGUAUGUGGACCCUAAGAACCUUGGCUAUGAUCCCUACUGGCAGCGUUGGCUGACCCAGCUCACUCGGCCCGAGGAGGAUAAGGAGAGCUUGGCUAAGUACUGGGAGACGUACAUACCACCAGCCCUGGACCUCAUACUGGAGGGAUUGAUGGGUAUGCAGCAGGGAGCGCCAUUGCGCACCAUCAUCCCUCAGACUGGACUCAACAUGGUGACACAGCUAUGCUUCAUGCUGGAUGCCCUGCUAGGGGAGGAGCUUGAGCCAAUCAACACAGAUGAGUUGGAGUGUGUAUUCAUCCUGUCUUUGUACGGGUCUCUGGGUGCUGCCAUAGUGGCAGAUGAUCGCAAGGAGUUUGACAACCUCAUCAAAAAGACAGCAGGCUUCAUGACAGUGGAGGACAGUGAUACUAAGAUGGCUGGUUAUCGCUAUUUACCUAUAAGAGAACCAACAUUGUAUGAAUAUUUCCUGGACCGCAAACAGAAGGUGUGGAUACCCUGGAAACUUCUGGUUCAACCUUAUGUACAUGACCCAGAGAAGAAAUUUAGUGACAUAUUAGUCCCGACUGAGGAUUCCACUAAAAUUACCUGGCUUCUCACACUCAUGAAUGAGGUAAAGCGCCCAGUAGUAUUGGUGGGAGAAACUGGCACAUCUAAAACUGCCACCAUGAUGGAGUUUCUGAGACACCUUAACCCAGAACAAUAUAUGCAAGUAAAUGUCAAUUUCUCGUCGCGCACUUCAUCACUUGAUGUCCAACGAAAUCUUGAAGCCUCCGUAGAGAAAAGGACUAAGGAUGUUUAUGGACCCCCCAUUGGAAAGAAACUUAUCUGUUUCAUUGAUGACUUAAAUAUGCCCCAGGUUGAUAACUAUGGCACACAACAACCUAUUGCUUUAUUAAAAUUACUCUUUGAAAAGGGUGGUCUUUACGACAGAGGAAAGGACCUGAAUUGGAAACAACUUAGAGAUAUUUGUUUCUUUGCUGCCAUGGGUAAAGCAGGAGGUGGUCGCAAUGAAGUAGACCCUCGUUUCAUGUCCAUGUUCUCCGUUUACAACAUGACGUUCCCCUCAGACAGUACAGUGAGACACAUCUACCAAAGUAUUCUAGUGGGACACACUGACCAGUUCCCAGCAGAGGUGCAGGCUAUCAUCCCAGAUAUUGUCAAGGCCACUCUGGAUUUGUAUAAGAUAAUAAUAGUGGAGCUGCCACCAACCCCAUCCAAGUUUCACUAUAUCUUCAAUCUGCGAGACCUGUCCCGUAUAGUGGCUGGACUGUGUCUGACUGCUCCUCAUGUAUUCAUAGGGCCUCAGCACAUGGUGCGUGGCUGGCGCAACGAGUUCACCAGAGUCAUCUGUGACCGUCUCAUCAACAAGGAGGACCAACAACUGAUGGACAAACAUGUUGAAGAGUCUGUUGAAAAGUAUUUUGAAGAUCACAUUGAAUAUGUGAUGCGCAGCCCUUUAUUGUUCGGGGAUUUCCGAAAUGCCAUGUCAGAAGGGGAAGCUCGUGACUAUGAAGACCUUCUUGAUUACGAUGCUGUAUAUCAUUUGUUCCAAGAGGUAGUAGAAGAAUACAAUGAGAGGUUCACCAAGAUAAACCUGGUGCUUUUUAAUGAUGCUCUAGAACAUCUGACCCGCCUGCACAGAGUGAUGAGAAUGCACAGGGGCCAUGCCAUGGUGGUGGGUGUCGGCGGCUGUGGCAAGAACAGCCUCACUCGGCUCGCUGCAUUCACUGCAGGUUGUUUGGUGUUCAGCAUUGCUCUCAGCAGAGGUUAUAAUGAGGCAUCCUUCAAAGAGGACAUGAGGAAACUGUUUGUACAGUUAGGAGUGCAGAAAAAACCUACAGUGUUCUUGUUUACUGCUGCUCAGGUUGCUGAAGAGGGUUUUCUGGAGAUGAUAAACAACAUUUUGAUGAUUGGUAUGAUACCUGCUCUAUUUAAUGAUGAAGAUAAAGAUAAUAUAAUUGGACAAGUGAGGAACUCUGCAAAAGCAGAGGGCUAUGGAAUUACCAAGGAGGGCUGUUGGAAUUACUUCACUAACAAGUGUGUGGACAACCUGCACGUGGUCCUGUCCAUGUCUCCAACUGGUGACAUUCUGCGCACACGUUGCCGUAGCUUUCCUGGCCUUGUCAACAAUACCUGCAUCGAUUGGAUGUUCCCCUGGCCCCCUCAGGCACUCUAUGCUGUUGCCUCCCGCUUCCUUAAAGAUGUGCCAAAGAUCCCCGAGCAAUUCUUGUCACAGAUUGUGGAACAUGUUGUGGAAGUUCAUACCAGUGUUGGGAACUACACCAAGGACUUUUUAAUAAAAUUGAGACGGAAAAAUUACCUUACACCCAAACACUACCUUGAUUUUAUUACAAUAUAUCUGAACCUUCUAGAGGAGAAAAACAACUUCAUACUUGCACAAUGUAACCGGCUGGAGGGAGGUAUGACGAAGAUAGCUGAGGCCUCGGUCCAACUGGAUGAGCUCAAUGCCAAGCUGGCGAUACAGAAAGUGGUGGUGGCACAGAAGACUGAGGCCUGUGAGAAACUACUGGCUGAGAUAACUGUGGCCACCGAUGAGGCCACCUCCAAGAAAGAGAUAGCUACUACUAAGAGCAAGGAGAUAGAGAUCCAGAGCAAGGAGAUAGCUGUGGAGAAGGGAGAGGCAGAUGCAGAGCUUCAGGAGGCAUUGCCAGCCCUUGAAGCUGCCAAGGAGGCGCUGUCUCAUCUAGAGAAAGCAGACAUCACUGAGAUCAGGUCCUUUGCAACUCCUCCAGAGCCAGUCAUGGUGGUCUGCGAAUGUGUGGCAAUCAUCAGAGGGCUCAAGGACACCAGUUGGAAGGCUGCCAAGGGGAUGAUGACAGAUCCCAACUUCCUCACAAGACUCAAGGAGAUGAAGUGUGAGAAUGUUACUCAGAAACAACAGCAGGCAGUCAAAACUCUCAUGAAGAACUGCAAGAAGCUGGAAGACAUGGAGAGUAUCAGUAAAGCAGGCUAUGGACUGCUACAGUUUGUCAAAGCAGUGCUGGGAUUUUGUGCAGUUUACAAGGAGGUCAAGCCCAAAAUCGAACGAGUUGCUCAGCUUGAAAAGGAAUACAACACUGCAAAAAAAUACCUUGAUAACCUUAACAGACAAAUUGAAAAAGUAGAGAAGACACUAAGUGAGUUAAAUGAGAGAUACGUUGUUGCAAUGAAAGAAAGACAAGAGAUUCAAGAGGAGACAGACAUCAUGCAGAGGAGACUCAUUGCAGCCGACAAGCUGAUAUCUGGACUCAGUUCUGAGAGUCAGAGGUGGUCUUUGGAGCUGGAAAGACUCCAUGAAGCCAAAACAUGUCUGAUAGGCAACUGUCUGCUGUGUGCUGGGUUUCUGGCAUAUACCGGCCCCUUCAGCUGGGAGUUCCGCACAGAGAUGGUCUACAAGAAUUGGUUCAACAGUCUAAUCACUAAGGAAAUCCCUCUCGUCUCACCAUUCCGGCUAGAAGCGGAACUCACCAAUGAUGUUCAAAUCAGCAAAUGGACGUCAGAAGGUCUCCCACCUGAUGAGCUCUCAGUCCAGAAUGGUAUAUUGACUACCAGAGCCAGUCGUUUCCCUAUGUGCAUCGAUCCGCAACAACAGGCACUCAAUUGGAUAAGGAAAAAAGAAGAACCAUUCAAUUUGAAAAUAGUAACAUUUAAUGAUGCAGAUUUUCUGAAACAUCUGGAAAUGGCAAUCAAAUAUGGAUCCCCUAUUCUAUUCCAAGAUGUGGAUUUUAUCGACCCAGUUGUUGACAAUGUGUUGGAAAAGACAAUUAAAGUGCAGAGUGGAAGAACAUUCAUGGUACUGGGAGACAAAGAAGUAGACUAUGAUCCAAAUUUCCGCAUGUACCUUACUACCAAGCUCUCAAAUCCAACAUUUGAUCCUUCAGUCUAUGCCAAGGCUGUGGUUAUCAACUAUGCUGUUACACUGUCAGGUUUGGAGGAUCAGCUGUUGAGUGUGGUGGUGCGCAAUGAGCGGCCAGACCUAGAGGAGAAGCGAGAGUCACUUAUACAAGAGACCAGCAGUAACAAGAACCUACUACAACAUUUGGAAGACUCUCUGCUGAGAGAGCUGGCCGCGUCCACUGGCAACAUGCUGGACAACACCGAACUAAUACAGACCCUGGAAGACACCAAAACCAAGGCCACUGAGGUAUCAGUGAAGUUGGACCUAGCAGCUAAGACAGCUGUGGAGAUAGAGGUACUGCGCAACGUGUAUCGCCCAGCAGCCAAACGAGGCGCUCUACUGUUCUUCCUGCUGUCAGACAUGGCUGCUGUUAACCCCAUGUACCAGUACUCCCUAGGCUCCUAUCUCACAGUGUUUGGCUAUUCCCUGCGUAAGGCUUUACCUGAUGUAAUCAUCAAAACUCGGCUUCGAAAUGUCAUCAAUACACUCACCAAGAACGUAUAUGAGUACGGUUGUACAGGUAUAUUCGAGAAACACAAACUGCUGUACUCCUUCCAGAUGACAAUGAAGCUGGAGCAGAGUGAGGGUCGUGUCACUCAACAGCAGUUGGAGUUUUUCAUCAAGGGCAACGUCACCCUGGAGAAGUCCGAGCGACCUUGUCCUGCCCGCUGGAUAUCCUCUCAGGGAUGGGAAGAUAUAUUGAAGCUUAGUGAAGAGUUUCAAGCAGAAUUUGGUACUUUGGCAAGCCACGUGGAACACAACACUGAAAGGUGGAAAGCUUGGUAUGACCUUGAUGCUCCUGAGAGCACCCUGCCCCCUGGUGGUAUGGCUGAGGAUGUCAGCCCCUUCCACAAACUAAUGUUGAUGAGGUGUUUCCGAGUGGACAGAGUAUACCAGGCUGUAACCAACUACAUAUCUAACACCAUGGGGGAGUUCUUCAUCACACCUCCUUUCAUCAGUUUGGACUCAAUUUUUGACCAGAGCAGCCCGACAACACCAGUGGUAUUCAUUUUAAGUCCUGGCUCAGAUCCUACCAGUGAUCUGAUGAAGUUAGCUGAUCGGCAAGGAGCUGGUGGUACACAGUUCAAAUAUCUCUCACUCGGACAGGGCCAGGAGAAGACAGCUCUUGGUUUGCUGGAGACUGCCAUAUCACGUGGCCACUGGCUGAUGUACCAAAACUGUCACCUCCUUAUAGCCUUCCUACGUGAUCUCGAGAAGGAGUUGGAGAAGAUUGCCAAGCCGCAUCCUGACUUCCGGCUUUGGCUCACCACUGAUCCCACACCCACCUUUCCCAUCGGUAUCCUACAGCGGUCUCUCAAAGUUGUCACUGAACCUCCCAAUGGACUGAAACUCAACCUUCGUAAUACUUAUUUCAAGAUGCGUCCUCAGGCUCUAGAAACUUGCGAUCAUCCUGCCUUCAAGACUCUCAUCUAUGUUUUAGCCUUCUUCCAUGCAGUAGUUCAGGAAAGGAGAAAGUAUGACAAGAUAGGAUGGAACAUAUCUUAUGACUUUGGGGAGUGUGACUUUGUAGUGUGUGUCCAAAUAUUGGACACUUACCUAAACAAACUGAAAGACACCGUUGAUGCUCGUAUUCCAUGGGGUAGUCUCAAAUACCUGAUUGGAGAGGUAAUGUACGGUGGUCGAGUAAUUGACAACUUUGAUCGUCGCAUUGUGAAGACAUUUAUGAAUGAAUACAUGGGAGACUUCAUAUUUGAUACAUUCCAACCCUUCCAUUUCUACAGAGAUGAGUCAGUGGAUUACAUAAUACCUCCAGAUGGAACUAGAGAAGAGUAUAUAGCCGCAAUAGAAGAACUGCCACUGGUCAACGUCCCUGGGGUGUUUGGUCUUCACCCUAAUGCGGAGAUAGGUUAUUACACUCAGGCAGCGAGAGAGAUGUGGUUGCAUCUUAUUGAGCUUCAGCCUCACACCGGUACUGCUGAGGGUGGGGUCAGUCGAGAGGAAGUGAUAGACUCCGUGGCCGGUGACAUCCUGGUAAAGCUACCAGCUGUGUAUGAUCUAGCUCGAGUCCGUAAGUCCUUUGAGAUGUAUAUCACUCCCACCAUUGUGGUGCUACUGCAGGAGCUCGAGCGCUUCAAUGUACUCAUCAAUCGGAUGCAGUCCACUCUCACUCAACUGCGGAAGGCAUUGGCUGGAGAGAUAGGAAUGGAUGCAGUAUUGGACAACGUGUCUGUGAGCCUCUUCAACGGUCUCUUGCCCAACGAGUGGCGACGGCUAGCACCUGCUACCUGCAAGAACUUGGGCGGCUGGAUGGAGCAUUUCCAGCGUAGAGUACAGCAGUACAAUAUCUGGUGUCAGCGGCGAGACCCCCUGGUGAUGUGGUUGUCAGGGUUACACAUCCCUGAGUCAUACCUGACUGCCCUGGUGCAAACUGCGUGCCGCAAGCAGGGAUGGCCUCUGGACCGUUCCACCCUCUACACCUCUGUCACCACCUUCCUGAAUGAAGAUCAGGUCGAGGCCAGGCCUGAAAUGGGUUGCUAUGUCUGUGGCUUAUACCUAGAAGGAGCCAGAUGGGACCCAACCAGAGGAUGUCUUGCUCGAUCUCUUCCUAAAGUGCUCAUUGAAGAACUUCCAGUGCUCUACAUUAUACCGAUUGAGUCUCACAGAGUGCAGUUACAGAACACUCUGCGGACUCCUGUGUACACAACAUCACAGCGCAGGAAUGCCAUGGGUGUGGGUCUGGUGUUCGAGGCUGACCUCAGCACAGCAGAACAUUCUAGCCAUUGGAUAUUACAAGGAGUCUGUCUGGUGCUCAAUACUGACUGAAAUCUUUAUUUCUUCUGUUCAUUAUUUGUUAACAUGUUUCAUGUAUAAUUUCAAUAAAUGUAUUUAUUUAUGGAAA